Periophthalmus magnuspinnatus is the source of this 1951-nucleotide messenger RNA. RefSeq names its product zinc finger and SCAN domain-containing protein 21-like. The transcript has 2 exons. Gene Ontology annotation, cellular component: nucleus. Lineage: Eukaryota; Metazoa; Chordata; Actinopteri; Gobiiformes; Gobiidae. The record is from RefSeq and is a predicted model, not a curated record. Bases 88 to 1077 code for a protein of 329 amino acids.
UCUGUUGUAUUGUUGUUCCGGUUUGUUUUAGCCUUGAGAAGCUAACGCUUGAGCUACAUUUGCUAAAACAGUAGAACGGUCCCUAAAAUGUCCCUGAAAAGUCAGAUACUGCGGGAUCUGGUGGUGGAGCGGCUCGUCGUUGCGGCAGAUGAGAUUUUUGCACUUUUUGAAAGAACCUUUGCGGAAUAUGAGGAGGAUUUGCGCAUAAAAUUACACCAAGAGACCCGAGGAGAGCUGCAAACACAACAACGACUGCCCUCAGAGCUAGGUGUCGAGGCUAUGUUGGUGCCUUCUGAAGUUAAAUAUGAAGACAGAGAAACACCAUUGGAACUCCCAUUCAAUUUUAAAUCUGAAGAAAAUAUCAACAAGUCAUGUUUCUACCAAGAAGAACCAACGGAAGAGCAUAGCCAAGACACUACUGGACAGCUGUAUGGUGCAGAGGAGCCAGGCUGCAGCAUGGUCUCAGAUAUGAAUGAAUUGGAACCUUACAGCUGUUCAGACACAGACAAUUCAGAGGACUGGCAACCUGCAUCCAAGCGGAAAACAAAAUCAAAUGGGCAAACUUUAAAUCGAUUUCAUGAGGAAUUACACAAAGAUAUUUUAAACAGCAAUUAUCAAAAUCCUGAAAAUAUGCAAUAUGGAUGGAGUGAGAGUGAGUUAUCCAUAGGGAAACAAGGAAACGAACAAUCCCCAACAUCUAUUAGCAAAGGAGCAAAAGAUAAACAGGAUAAGCCAUUCACCUGUUCAGUUUGUAAGAAGACAUUUCCUCAGAAACGAAAUCUAAAGUCGCAUAUGAGAGUUCACACGGGUGAGAGACCGUAUCACUGUAUUCCUUGCGGUCUAAGCUUCAAAUUUCAGCAAAACUACAACCAGCAUGAUCUGACGGUCCACCGCAAAGACAAACCAUUCAGGUGUCGGGUUUGUAAGAAAGAUUUUGUGGAUAAAAGUGAAAUGAUCGCGCACAGGAGCACGCAUGACUCCUCCUUCAGCUGUUCCAUGUGUGAUAAAGUUUUUAACUGUAAGAAGUAUCUGAGGAGGCAUUUGGAGAGAUGUCCCAGUAAGAAAAGCAACACGUAAAUUAAAAGCAAGAGGGUGAUGUUAUGUUAUUUAAAGAGCCCAUAUGAUGCUUUUUUCUGAUCUAUGUUGUAAUGUUGUUUCCACAAAUAUACCCGGGGUUAAGUUUUAUUUCAUUCACACAUGUUUAACACAUAACUCCUGCAUAUUUAGGCUGAAUUCUUCUCUUAAACAGAAAACACUUUGUUCUACCUUGUGAUGUCAUAUGGUAAUACAGGAAAUGCUCAGCUGUUUUUAAACUCCAUACACCUUCACUAGAUUCAUUUGCAAAAUUUCAGCCCUGGAAUUUCCAGUCUAUACUCAACAAAACAUAAAAGGUAAUGGGGUUACUCAAACAUGUGUGAAUGAAACAAAACAUAACUGCAUUUAUGUUUAUGUUGAGGUUAACAGCAUUAUAACAUGGCAUAAAGCUCAUAAUAAGCUCAUAAUUUAAGUCAAUUUUGUGUAAUAUAGGACCUAGAAACUCAUGUUUUAGAUUUUAAUGAUGCACUAUGUAAUUUUUCUGUUAGAGGGUCCACAACCUGCUUGUCUUUAUGGAAAUAUAAUAUACUUUGCCUGCAAUCUUCAUAUGGCAGAUAAGCAGGUGCUGCCACCAGCCCAAUUUCUGUGAAGAGACGAGCCAACUCACAGUAAGAAUGCAUGUUUUCCAGGUGUUUUUGAGAAAUAAAAACACAUAGUUGAAUAAAUGCAAGGUAAACGGGUUUAGUGGCAUACUAUGGAGCAUCUCAAUGGAGACAAGCAGGUCAAGGACCCUCCAACAGAAAAGUUACAUUCUAUUCAACUUUGCCUAAAUAAUUUUGUAAUGUCAGAAUAACUUAUCUGUUAUCAAAACUAACAUUUCAAAAUGUACAACUUAUAAUUUCUAUUAAAUAUGUGG